UUUGACUAAUAUAUCUUUAUUUUGUUUCAGGUGCUACAUGCAAAAAGAAAUUGGAAAAUUCAAGAAGAAGAAAGAAGGGACUCAAUUGAAGAAACUAAAAGUUGGAGGGGUGAAGUUUAUCAAAAUGAAUUUACAAACCCAAACCCAAAGCCCAUCAAAACCCAAACCAAAAUUACCCAAAAACCCAAACCCAAAACCCAUCAAACCCAAACCAAAAUUACCCAAAAACCCAAACCCAAAACCCAUCAAACCCAAACCAAAAUUACCCAAAAACCCAAACCCAAAACCCAUCAAAACCCAAACCAAAAUUACCCAAACUCAAACCCAAACCCAUUUAACCUAAACAAAGAAAAGUGAAAUAAAAAAAUGGAUCUGGAACUUUCUUCCCCACGCACCCGGCCUUCUCCCUGCUGCUGCACCGAACCCACCCCUGCUCUCGCACCAGAUCCCCUCACCCUGCACUGAGCCCCGCGCCCUAGCGCCCUAAGCCCGCGCCCCAGGCCCUGCUGCGCCCCCUUGCUUGCUGCACCUGCGCCUGCGCCUGCGCCCCUGCUGCGCCCCCUUGCUUGCUGCACCUGCGCCUGCGCCUGCGCCAUGCUGCACCCGUGCCUGCGCCCUGCUGCACUGAGCCCGCCUGCUGCACCAGCUAUGCACGCCCGAGCCAUCAUCGCCCCUCACACGCCCGGCCUUGCUCUACCCUACCCCCUGCCACACCUGCGCCUCUGCUGCUGCACCGAACCAGCCCUGCACUUACCGCCUGCACCGUGCCUUCUGCGCCCAGUUCCCAGCAAUCAUACACCCCUACACGCCUGAGCCCACUUCCAGCAAUCAUACCUCCCCUACACACCAACCCAGAUCCCCUUUGCUCUGCUCCCCCUGCCCUGCACCGAGCCCAUACCCCUAGCCCUGCUACCUGCGCCCCUACUGCUGCACCCGAGCCUGCAACCGCCUGCGCCCCUGCUGCCUACGCCCUUGCUUGCUCUGCACCCGAGCCUCGCUCUGCACCAGAUCCCCUUGCCGCCUGCUGCGCCGAACCCACGUUGCUUGCACGCCUGCUCUCUGUGCCAGCAUCAUGACCCUGCACCGAGCCUUGCUGCACCCCUGCUGCUCUGCCUCUGCACGCUACAGCAGCUCCAGAUAAAUUAGCAUUAAUAUUGAUUGACAGAGCAAGGCUUUUUUUUAUAAUUAAUUUUAGCUUUAUUUUAUCUUUUAUUUGGGUAUAUAUAUAGAAAAAAAAAUCAGAUUGAAAGGGGGGGUUGGUUGAUUUUGGGUCUCGUUGUUGGGGAGUUUCGUCUGAGUUUUUGAGAGCAAUAGAAGGGGAUUUUUGGAGCUCAGUUUUUGGGGGUUCUCUGGCUGAUUUUCGUGUUCUUCAUUUUGGGAGUUGGAAGGAGUUUUCUUUUGGUUUUGAGUUUGGUGUUGACGGCAGAGGAAAGGGAAUUUUUUCUGCUAGAGGGAGCCUGCUUUGUGAGAAGGGAUUGUCAAGGUUGCAAGAGGGAUUCUAUUUUCUGGAGUGGCUAUACUGAGGUAUACCUCUGAACAGAGAAUUUUUGUUAGGAAAAUGGUGAAAGAGAUGGUGGAAGCUUGAUCCCGUGGGUGGGAUCCCUUCCAUCAGAUCCUGAUCCGUUUUUCUUUCAAAAAUUCGCCGUGUUUGUCUUUCUGUGGGUGUUUAUUUAUUUUUAUCUGAUGUUAAGAUUGAAUGUGUUUUCUUGAAAAAAUGAAUGAAAAGCCAAAAGAAAUUAUCCAGUUCUUC
Molecule: messenger RNA, 1750 nt
Organism: Rubroshorea leprosula
Lineage: Eukaryota; Viridiplantae; Streptophyta; Magnoliopsida; Malvales; Dipterocarpaceae
Source: the annotation of a GenBank genome assembly